This is a messenger RNA of Aspergillus aculeatus ATCC 16872, 900 nucleotides long. RefSeq lists its product as uncharacterized. The coding region runs from base 1 to 900 and encodes 299 amino acids. NCBI's taxonomy places the organism in Eukaryota, Fungi, Ascomycota, Eurotiomycetes, Eurotiales, Aspergillaceae. The transcript has 3 exons. The record is from RefSeq and is a predicted model, not a curated record.
AUGGCCGCCCUCGCCGUCCGAGCCGCGAGUGAUUCCUGUCCGGGGAAUACCCAGUGCAAGACUUCCUCAACCUCGAAGAGCACUGCUGUCGAAGUCAAGACCAAGACCACCUCAACGUCGACAUCCAGCUCGACCAUAUCAACCACCACAAUCCCAGCGGCUACGCACCCCGCGACUACCUCUGCCACUACAACAACCCCAACCCCAGACCAAACCACCAUCCACUCAACAACCACACCCACAACAAUAACCGCAACAACAACCACACACCACCAACCCAACAAAAUCAGCCAAGCCCUCAUCGCCGGCGUCGUGGGCGGCGUCCUCGCCCUCCUCAUCCUCGUCGCCUUGGUGCUGUACUCGAUCUACCGGGCCCGAAAACGCCGGCGGGGCCAGUUCCGGCUCCUGUACUGGCGCCACCCUGGGACUUUGGGGUCUGGAUCGCCGUCGAAGGAGGAACGGUUGUUCUGUGGGGAGGGGAGUGGGACGGAGAUGGUCGAGACGAAAGGCGCAAGCGCAGCCGCCUCGAAUUACGAUAACAGUGCCAGCAGCAGCGCCAGCAGCACUACCAGCAUUCCCCCCAGCACUACCAGCAACCCUAAAGACCGCAACCCCAACCCGAUCCCGAUCCCAAACUCCAACCCCACCACCACCACCAUCUCAAAUAAACCCUUAUACCACCCCACCCUGCCCAAAGAACCCCGGUCUACCCUCUCCCUCCCCCUCUUCCUCCCCUCAAAUCCAAAUCUCUCCCCUCAACGACCGAGACCGCCACCUCGCGAUGCGCUCAUUCGGCAACAACAACAGCGACCCCGAAAGCGUCAGUCCGCUCGUCUCGCCGGAGACAACGCCCACCAAGAAACCUCUGCCUGCGCCGGCUCGGAUGCGCGGUCAUGUUAA